This is a messenger RNA of Culicoides brevitarsis, 842 nucleotides long. RefSeq names its product collagen alpha-2(IX) chain-like. Bases 55 to 687 code for a protein of 210 amino acids. The record is from RefSeq and is a predicted model, not a curated record. The transcript is spliced from 3 exons. NCBI's taxonomy places the organism in Eukaryota, Metazoa, Arthropoda, Insecta, Diptera, Ceratopogonidae.
UGUAAAACAUUAUUAGUCGAGUUUUUUUCAGCGACGGAACGUCAACUUGUCAAAAUGAGGAAUUUAUUCAUAACUUGGGCAAUUCUGUGCUUUGUGUUAGUCGCAAAAGCGCAAAAUGAUGGAAAAUAUCGACCUACAAACGAUGGAAAAUAUGUUCCGCGUGACGAUGGAAAGUACAGAAGGCCUAAAGAGGGCGUUUAUUAUCAUGUUGUCGGGCCUGAGGGAGGAUUUGGCGGAGAAGGCGGUUUUGGGGGAGAAGGAGGCUUUGGAGGAAAAGGAGGAUUUGGACCUAAUGGUCCUCCAGGACCUACAGGACCUCCUGGGCCUCCGGGUCCUUUUGGUCCUCCGGGACCUCCUGGAUUUCCCGGCAGAGGUCCUCCAGCGCCAUCUAGACCUCCAGCGACGUAUUUGCCGCCUGUAACAAAAACAACUGUCGCUAUCGAAAAAGUUACCGUAACCGAACUUCCAAUUAAUGAGAAUGAAAAUUCAAUCGUAAUCGAUGAAGAGCCCUCAGAACAAGUUUCGAUCACACCCAAACCUUUUUACACGACAACAAAAACUCCGAAACAGGAAUCUUGUGCUCAUAGUGAUCAAAACUUCCAAUUUCAUCGCCAAGAUGGAUAUUAUUGCUUAUGUGGUUCUCUUUCUUUUCAUCAACAUAAAAAUCAUCAAGCGGAUGAAUUGUAGCUCGAGAAAAAAUUCGCAAUAAUUUAUCGAUAAUCUUAUCUUUAGUGUUAAUAAAUUAAAAUGCAGUAUUCGCCUCUUCCGCUCAAAUUUCGAAAUUGAUACAAAUUUAAAAAUAAAAAAACGAACAAUAAAAAAAAUAUUUUUUUAACACCUGA